GCUGUUGAAAAUCCCACAUCUACAGAAAUCCAGGACGUAUGUGCAGCAGUUGGAUUGAACGUGCUGUUAGAGAAAAAUAAGAUGUAUCCCAGAGAGUGGAACAGAGAUAUGCAGUACAGAGGUAGAGUACGAAUCCAGCUCAAACAAGAUGAUGGUAAUCCAUGUUUACCUCAGUUUCCAACAC
This is a messenger RNA of Nestor notabilis (Kea), 184 nucleotides long. RefSeq names its product signal recognition particle 19kDa (gene SRP19). The annotation marks the transcript as partial. Gene Ontology annotation, biological process: SRP-dependent cotranslational protein targeting to membrane; SRP-dependent cotranslational protein targeting to membrane, signal sequence recognition. NCBI's taxonomy places the organism in Eukaryota, Metazoa, Chordata, Aves, Psittaciformes, Psittacidae. Gene Ontology annotation, molecular function: 7S RNA binding. Gene Ontology annotation, cellular component: signal recognition particle, endoplasmic reticulum targeting. The transcript has 2 exons. The record is from RefSeq and is a predicted model, not a curated record.